Molecule: messenger RNA, 1995 nt
Organism: Histoplasma capsulatum G186AR
Lineage: Eukaryota; Fungi; Ascomycota; Eurotiomycetes; Onygenales; Ajellomycetaceae
Product: N-acetyl-beta-glucosaminidase
Exons: 1
Coding region: 1-1809 (602 amino acids)
Biological process (GO): glycosaminoglycan metabolic process; carbohydrate metabolic process
Cellular component (GO): membrane
Molecular function (GO): beta-N-acetylhexosaminidase activity
Source: RefSeq, a predicted model, not a curated record
AUGCUGACCUCUAUUGUGACCUUGCUCACCUUCGUUUCUUUUUCGCUGGCUGUCUGGCCUCAGCUGCAGGAGUUCAAGUUUGGCAACACAACUGUGUGGCUCGCGUCCUCUGCGGAAUUCUCCUACCAGCCCAGUGAUGCAGACAACGCCACCGAAGCAAGGGAUUAUUUCUCUACAUAUGUGGAUUUGGCGGUGUUAGAUUUCUUCCAGACGCCCUGGUUGAGGAAGGACAAGACUCCAGAGAAACGAAUUCCAAGUGUUGCCAAAAUAGUACAAAAGGCUAUCAAGCGCACCGGGAAGGAAAUAUAUCGCACCAAAUUCGUGCCAUGGAAAUUCCAUCCCCGGAACAGCUCCUAUGAGCCCGCUUUGAAUCGACCGGAUGCAGUUAUCCGCCAAGUUAUAAUCAAGCAAAUGUCUGCAAACCAGUCGCAGAGGGAGGUCCGAGACUACAUCCACGAAGAUGAGAGCUACACCAUUGAAAUACUUGCUACCGGUGAAGCGACGAUUUCGACCAAUUCCGCCAUCGGAACUAUCCGUGCACUUCAAACCUUUAAGCAGCUCUUCUACGCGCAUUCUUCGGGGUCGGGGGUGUAUACCCCAUACGCACCAAUUUCCAUAUCGGACGCCCCUAAAUGGGGUCACCGUGGCCUGAACCUCGAUAUAUCCAGAAACGCGUACACGCCCGAGGAUAUCAAACGUACAAUUGAUGCAAUGGCUUCCGCGAAAAUGAACCGUCUUCAUAUCCAUGCUACGGACUCCCAGUCUUGGCCUUUGGACAUCCCCUCGAUGCCUGAAUUGGCUGCCAAGGGCGCCUACCAUCCCAGUCUGAUAUUGACCUCUUCCAAGCUGUCUGAUAUCCAAAUGUAUGGCCUUGAACGGGGUGUUUCAGUAUUCCUCGAAAUCGAUAUGCCAGGCCACACGGGCUCCAUUGGAUACGCGUUUCCCGAGCUGGUUUCCGCAUUCCUCGCUGACGAGUGGGAGAAGUAUGCACUCCAACCUCCCAGCGGGCAAAUCAAGUUAAAUUCGUCAGACGUGGAUAAAUUCCUUGACGAGUUGAUGGCAGACCUGCUCCCUCGAGUCUCGCCAUUUACCCGCUAUUUCCAUACGGGGGGCGAUGAAUUCAAUCUUAACACAUAUCUUCUCGAAGAGGCAAUCGGAUCCAGCAAGGAAGAAGUCCUCCGUCCUUUACUUCAAGCUGUUGUCACUCGGCUGCACACCGCCAUCCGCAAAGCAGGACUCACACCUAUUGUCUGGGAAGAGCUCGUGGCAGACUGGGACCUAUCACUCUCCCCUUCCCCAACUGAGAAAACCGAAAUAAUCGUGCAAGCAUGGCGCAACUCUACUGCUGUUAAAUAUCUAUUAGACCGAGGAUACCGCACGAUCUUCGGCUCUGGUGACGCCUGGUACCUCGAUUGCGGGCAAGGCACCUACGUAAACCCUAAACGCAGCUCGACCGCAAUCAAAGAACCCUUCCUCGACUGGUGUAGCCCGAAGAAAAACUGGAAGCACAUGUACAUGUACAAUCCGCUGGAAGGGAUUUCAGAGGAUCUGCACCAUUUGCUUGAAGGCGGCGAGACGCACAUGUGGUCGGAGAAUGUUGACCCAGUUGCCCUGGACAUGAUGGUCUGGCCGCGGGCAGCUGCGGCAGCUGAGGUACUCUGGAGUGGACCGCGGACCGCAAAUCAGAUUCAGGAUGCUUCGUAUCGCUUGAGUGAAUGGCGUGAGCGAGCUGUGGUCGAUUUGGGUGUUGGAGCGAGCUUGGCGCAGAUGACGUAUUGUCUCAUGAGGGAGGGCAGCUGCGAGUUGUAAACCCUUGGUUCCAGGGCAGGUUUGGGUGGGAUGGAUGGAUUUCUCUCAUCGGUUUUCACUUAUGCCGUUAGAAUAAUGUAGCGUUUGAAGAUGCCACUAUUAACUGAUUGUGGGUGGGGUGAAUUAUCGUUUGGAACCCCGAAUAAUAAUAGAAUAACAAACGUAGCAGUUUUCGCUCUCGAAACC